Messenger RNA from Endocarpon pusillum Z07020, 357 nucleotides. RefSeq lists its product as uncharacterized. Lineage: Eukaryota; Fungi; Ascomycota; Eurotiomycetes; Verrucariales; Verrucariaceae. Gene Ontology annotation, cellular component: EKC/KEOPS complex. The record is from RefSeq and is a predicted model, not a curated record. The transcript has 2 exons. The coding region runs from base 1 to 357 and encodes 118 amino acids.
AUGGCGUCCAUAGAUCCAAACUUUCCUUGCUCACUCGUCAUCGAUCUCCCGCUCCCAACGCACCGACUCGCAUCGUCGGCUCUUCAGGCUCUUCAGGUGGAUAACGAGCUGUCACCUUUGGUCAAGCGCGAAUUCUCCCUAACUUGGUCCAACGAUGCUUCUGGACAAAGCAAUGGUGUCGCUGGAGAAGGUCAAGGUACUGAUGACCAAUUGAUUAUCUUGCGCACUCGGUACAAAGCCACCACAAAUCGAAUGCUUCGAGUGGCAGUCAAUGGGUUCAUGGAAAGCCUUGGUGUGGUCCUUGGUGUGAUGGAGGAGCUGGAUGUUGACGUUCUCGAACAAACAAGCCCCCCGUAA